UGCCUUGGGAAUGGGGGAAUCCUUGGGAUUUGAGGGAACCCUUGGGAAUAGGGGAACCCUUGGGAACUGAGGGGACCCUUGGGAAUGGGGGAACCCUUGGGAACUGAGGGUUUGCCAAGGGGGUAAUUCUUGGUAACGGGGUGGGGGAGUGAACAGGGGACUCCUGGCUGAGAAAGGGUUAAAAGGGAAUUCCUUGGGAAUGAGGGAAUCCUUGGAAUUGGGGGGUUGGCACGGAGCCUUUGGGAAUAGGGGGGCUUGGAAAUGAGGGGACCCUCUGGACGAGGUCGGUGGGAAAGGGGUUUGGAAAGGACGUGCUGGGGGGAAAACAGGGAGCAGCUCCAAAUUCCAAAUAUUUCUCAUCCCUCUGGAGCUUCCCCCUCCACCCUCUGAUCCUUUGACUUCCCAGCUGGAAUUUUGUCCUCUCCUGGCUGACAUUGGAAGCCACGGGGGAAAUUGGGAAAAAACAGGGCUGCAGGUGAAGCCUGAGAAAUUCCAUUUUUAAGUAGAAUCCUGGGAUGAUUUCAGUUGGAAAAGAUCAUCAAAUCAAGCCCCAAAUUCCCUCUGCACAUUCCUAAAAGCCUCAGGAGUCUCUUGGCUUGUUUUUUUUUCCCUUUUAUUUGCCUCAUUUCCCGUACUUUGAGGAAAUUGGGAUGUUGGGAACGAGCCUCCCCAGGGAGCUGAGUGGUUUUAACUCUGCUGAGCUGAAAAGGAGGGAGCAGCACGUCCAUAAAAUCAUCCAGGUUGGGAAAAACCCCCUAAAAUGAUCCCAAGGAAUAACCAGGCUGAUCCUUGCAUCCUGCCCUGAAAGGAAAACAGAGCAUUUCUGGGGCUGCUGCAGGCGUGUUAGAGAGAAAUAAAUAAAUUAAAGGAAGCAAAAGUGAAACUGCUGCAGCUGGCAGGAGGGAGCUCCUCCUGUGGCAGCCAUUCCUGCUGGCUUUGGGUUCUUUGGGGGAAAAAUUGCAUUUUGGGGGGCUUUGUUGGUGGCCAGGAGAGAGGAGUUUGUGCCUGUGCCAGGGAUGCGGCGCUGCCGGAGGCGGCAGCUCUCAGCCCCCGAGUGCGCGGCCCUGGCCCGGAGCCCCGAGGGCUCGGCCCCCCUGAGGCACCCCCUGGGCCUGCCCAGAGGAGGAGGAGCAGCACACCGGGGCCUUCAUCCCAUCCACGGCACACGGAGACACCCCAGAGCACGAGGCCAGCAGAGGAAAAUCUCAGAUUUCUUUGGGAUCCUGAAGGCCCCACAAGUGGGAACUGCUGGGAUGCCGAGCCGUGGGAUCAAGGAAGAGCCACUGGAUCCCUUUUCCCCUGGACCUCCUGAUUCCUUCAGCAGCCCCUCCCUUUCCCUGCAUUCCCAGGACUUGGUGCCACCUCCCAGGGGACAUUCCAGGAAAAGAGGAAUUCCCAGCCCAGAGCAGGAUCUCUGGGAGGAACCUGAGGAGAAGAUCCCAGUGCUCAGUGGGAUCAAGCAGGAAUGGGAAGAGCUGGAGGUGGAACCCCUUCCCGAUUCCCACUACGGGCUCCUGGGCACUCGGAGCUGGCAAGUUCCUCAGGGAUCCAUGGAUGAUCUUCCUCCUGAAAUCCUCAGGAAUAUUUUUGCUUUCCUGCCAGUGCUGGAUCUGUACCAGAACGUGAGCCUGGUGUGUCGCUGCUGGAGGGAGAUAAUCCGGGAUCCACGGUUUAUCCCCUGGAAGAAGCUCCACCACCAGUACCUGCAGAGGGAGGGCUCAGCCCUGCAGAGGGUGGAGCAGAUCCUGCAGCAGUUCUCCAUAACCAAGGAGCAGCAGGGAUGUGUGCUGGGGCUGGCCAGGCUGGUGUCAUCCACGGGAGCCAAGGUGGAUCCCAGCAGGCUCCUCCAGGUUUUGGGAAGUCAUCCCCUCUUCCCCAAGGCUCAGUUCUGUGUCCUCAGCAAAUUCCCAGAUUUACACAGCAAGCCUGGGGCAGAGAAGAUGUGGGCAGUCGUUGCUGUCAUGGUGCUGUUCUCUGACAGCGUUGGUGACAUCCAGAGGCUCCUGGAAUGUUUCCGGAGCCCCCGCUCGGAGCUGGCCCUGCUGGAGGUCACCGAGGUGCUCCACUGCAUGGCCACGCUGCUCUUGGCCAUGAGGAACAAGAGCAUUCCCAUCUCCAACAGGAUUCACUACAAUAUUUUCUAUUGCUUGUAUCUGAUGGAAAAUGCCUCUGGAAUUGUGCAGCCUCUGGAAGAGGGAAGAAUGGAUUCGUGUCCCAGUGGAUGGGCUGAUGUCAGGCUGACCCAUGAACAGCAGAGGAUUUUGAGUCACAAAAUUGAGCCUGGCCAAACAGUGAAAAUAAUGGCAUUUGCAGGCACGGGGAAAACCUCGACCUUGGUGAAGUACGCAGAGAAAUUCUCGGAGCUGAAAUUCCUUUACCUGGCUUUUAACAAAGCUGUGGCAGAGAAGGGGAAACGGGUUUUCCCAAGGAAUGUCACCUGCAAGACCUUCCACUCCUUGGCUUUUGGAAGCGUUGGGAGACACUACAAAGAGAAAGGCAAGCUGAACUUCUCCAAGAUGUCCGUGUAUUCCAUCAGCUUCCUGCUCCAGAACAGGGAGGGCCAAUCCCUGUUUGUAAGAGGGAAAACGGUGUCCCAAACCUUGGAAAACUUCUUCUCCUCCUCAGAUGAGGAGAUCUGUGAGGAGCACGUGCCCCUGUGGUUCAAAAACACUCACGGGAUGAUGCAGCAAGUGAGCCCACAGGAAAAGAGAAUCAACGUGGAAGAGGCCAAAGAGAUUUGGCACAACAUGAAGAAGCUGGAUGGAGACACAGAGAAGAAAUACAAGAUGACUUGUGAUGGGUAUUUGAAACUUUGGCAGCUCAGCAAGCCCCAGAUCUCAGGAUACAAUGCCAUUUUUGUGGAUGAAGCCCAGGAUUGCACUCCAGCCAUCGUGGAUAUUGUGCAAUCCCAACACUGUGGGAAGAUCCUGGUGGGAGACCCUCACCAGCAGAUCUACACCUUCCGAGGGGCGGUCAACACGCUGUACCUGGUGCCUCACACCCACCUGUACUACCUGACCCAGAGUUUCAGGUUCGGGCCCGAGAUCGCCUACGUGGGAGCCACGAUCCUGGAGGUGUGCAAAGGGAUCCGCAGCAGGACCCUGCUGGGGGCAGAGCACAGGGGGGACGUGCGGGGAGGCCGGCAGGGGACGGUGGCGCUGCUGUCCCGCAGCAACUGGACCGUGUUUGAGGACGCCGUGGAAUUCUCUGGGAGAGACCCCCCGGCCAAAAUCCACGUCAUUGGGGGAUUGGAGAGGUUUGGCCUGAGCAGAAUUUAUGACAUUUGGAAGCUCAGCCUGCCUGCAGAUGUCAGGAAAAACUCCCAGCUGGCCAUCGAGGAUCCCUUCCUGGGGCGCUGGGAGCAGCAGGGGCUGCCGGGGCUGCGCGAGUACGCGGAGCGCAGCGACGACCGCGACCUGCAGGUGAAGAUUGCCAUCGUGGACAAGUACAGGGACAGGAUCCCAGAGCUGCUGGCCAGGAUCAGGGCCAGCCACGUGUCCCAGGAGGGCCUGGCAGAUUUCCUCAUUGGGACUGUGCACCAAGCCAAGGGCCUGGAGUUCGACACCGUUUGUGUGGCUGAUGACUUUGUACAAAUCCCUUCUGUCAGUGGGGCCUUCCUGAGGAGAAUGAACAUUGCUCUUGACAGGACCCCUGAGGACGAGUGGAACCUGCUCUACGUGGCUGUGACCAGAGCCAAGAAGUGCCUGCUGAUGUCCAAAUCCCUGGAAAACCUUUUGUCUCUGGCUGGAGAGCGUUUCCUCCGGGUGGAGCUGCUGGGUGAGGCUGGGAAGGACAAGGAUGGAGCUCCUGUUGCUUGUUGUGUGUCAGGAUGUACAAAAUCCCUGGAAGUCAGCUCCGGGCUGGUGGUGAAGAAGCUGCCGUUGAUUCACAGCGACAGCAGCCAGGAUCCAGGGGGAUUCCUUUGCCAGGCUUGCACCUGGCUGUUCUUCGGCUCCCUGACUCCCCUCACCUCUUUCCCAACGAUCCAGUAGGAGCCCAUCCAGCUCUAACAAAGCCCUCCAGCUUCCCAGAGCUAUCCUGGAUGUGGGACAAAUCCUCUUGGCACAUCCCAGCUCCAAAAUCAAGUGGAUAUUGGAGGAGGAUUUCAGCCCAGCUCCAAAAUCAAGUGGAUGUUGGACAGGAUUUCAGCCCAGCUCCAAAUUCCAGGUGGAUGUUGGACAGGAUUUCAGCCCAGCUCCAAAUUCCAGGUGGAUG
Haemorhous mexicanus (house finch) is the source of this 4215-nucleotide messenger RNA. It is a transcript of the gene FBH1, whose product is annotated as F-box DNA helicase 1. The transcript is spliced from 21 exons. NCBI's taxonomy places the organism in Eukaryota, Metazoa, Chordata, Aves, Passeriformes, Fringillidae. The record is from RefSeq and is a predicted model, not a curated record. Bases 1017 to 3992 code for a protein of 991 amino acids. Gene Ontology annotation, cellular component: nucleus. Gene Ontology annotation, molecular function: ATP binding; hydrolase activity; protein binding. Gene Ontology annotation, biological process: replication fork processing; double-strand break repair via homologous recombination.